Molecule: messenger RNA, 1607 nt
Organism: Cricetulus griseus (Chinese hamster)
Lineage: Eukaryota; Metazoa; Chordata; Mammalia; Rodentia; Cricetidae
Source: RefSeq, a predicted model, not a curated record
GAAGACCAUCACUGUCGUCUGAAGUUGGGAUAAUAAUAUGUGAUGUCUGCAAUCCAGCCUCGCUUGAUGAGAUGGCUAAAAAGGCAGUGCUUGUCCUCAACUGCGUAGGACCUUAUCGAUUUUAUGGAGAACCUGUAGUAAAAGCAUGUAUUGAAAAUGGAACAAGUUGUAUUGACAUCUGUGGGGAACCUCAGUUUCUGGAACUAAUGCAUGCGAAGUAUCAUGAGAAAGCUGCAGAGAAAGGGGUUUAUAUCAUUGGAAGCAGUGGCUUUGACUCCAUCCCAGCAGAUCUAGGAGUGUUAUACACCAGAAAGCAAAUGAACGGUACUUUGACUGCUGUGGAAAGCUUCCUAACGAUCCACUCAGGAUGUGAGGGGUUGUGUAUUCAUGAUGGUACCUGGAAGUCAGCGAUUUACGGUUUUGGAGAUAAGGGUACUUUAAGAACACUACGGAGUACAUUAUGUCUGAAACCUGUCCCAAUUGUUGGUUCAAAGUUGAAAAGAAGGUGGCCAGUUUCCUAUUGUAAAGAGCUGAACUCAUAUUCCAUUCCUUUUUUGGGAUCUGAUAUGUCUGUUGUGAAGAGGACUCAGCGUUACUUACAUGAAAAUUUACAGGAGUCCCCAGUUCAGUAUGCUGCAUACGUAACGGUGGGAGGCAUCACCUCUGUUAUUAAGCUGAUGUUUGCAGGACUUUUCUUUUUAUUCUUUGUGAAGUUUAGCAUUGGGAGACACCUUCUCAUAAAAUUCCCAUGGCUCUUUUCCUUUGGUUAUUUUUCAAAACAAGGUCCAACACAAAAACAGAUGGAUGGCUCAUCAUUUACGAUGACAUUCUUUGGUCAAGGAUACAGCCAUGGUUUUUGUCCUGAGAAGAACAAACCAAAUAUCAGAAUCUGUACCCAAGUGAAAGGACCAGAGGCUGGCUACGUGACUACUCCAAUAGCCAUGGUUCAGGCUGCCAUGACUCUUCUGAAUGAUACCUCUGAUCUCCCUAAAGGGGGCGGUGUCUUUACACCUGGAGCUGCUUUCUCCAGAACAAAGUUGAUUGACAGACUCAACCAACAUGGCAUUGAAUUUAGUGUCAUUAGCAGCUCGGAAGUCUAAACAUUUGAAGAUUAGCUGAAUCAUAAGAUGCACGAACAGCUUCUGUAUUUGCUAUUAUGUGAAAUCUUCUAUAAACCUAUCUGACUGUAUGUGGAAGACUGUCAGGUCUAAAAUAUCUAUACAUUAAAAGCAGGAAAUUAUACUAGCUUAUCCUAAACUUCAUACCUCAGCUGUUUUUAUGAUUUUAUUGCUUGUGAGAGAAAACUGAUAUUCUCCUUACCUGUUUAUUGACAAAUGAACUGGAAGGUCGGAUAGUGAAGGUCCCUGUUUGUGUCCCAACAGCAUUCCUUAGUGAUGGGGCUCGACUGGUGUUAGGCUAUGGCAGUGACUUCUGCCUUCCUUGUAAGGUGAUGUGGAACCUCUCCCUCCUGGGGGCUCCUCUGCAUAGUGAGAGCAUCUGCUAAGUAAAACUGUACUUUUUCUAUUUCACUCUGCUUUCUCAUCCAUCUACAUGGACUGAUUUUGGAUUGUUUACCUAAGUUGAAUAAUAAAGGGUUGUUAAUUGAA